CGUAGCCGUCCGCAUGCAACACGCGCAAGAAAAAGAACAAUAGCGUUGUUUAGGUACACCGUCUCUCUUCCGGUAAAACCGAGAGUGGCCCCCUCCACCCGCAAACUCCGGUACCCAUUCACUCUCGCAGAUUUUCCACCAGCGAAGAGUGCCGCCGAUUGUUGCUGAUCGUGCAAGAUACUUUGACGGAUACGUGUGGCUUGGCUGUAGUCGUUCUUCCGGCAGCGGCAUCGGACGAAGUCUGCUGAGCGCGCGUAGACUGGCGUGUUGUGGUGCGAAAGGCAUGCUUUUUUGAUAUGAGUUUUGUGGUACUCGAGGACUGACGAUGGAUUACCAAUUGCCACCGGUCGCCCAGAACCCGCAGAUGAACGGGCUGCCCGUUCCUGUCGGCGUUAUGCAGGGCACUCUCACCCACGUCCAGGCUCAGGUGCAGGACCAAGAGCCUCAUCGCUGGAGUCAGUAUCAGCAGCUCUGGCGACAGCACGUCUAUCUCAACGGAAACAGCAAACCUACACAUCCCCACAAUCACUCAACCAUAAAAGACUUGGCCGGCAGCAUACUCGGCGAUGACAGCAAGAGCAAAGAUGAUGCCGACAUUUGGGGAAACGUUGAAGCUCAAACUGCCUUUCUGGGACCCAACCUCUGGGACAAAUCGUACGAGACAGACCUCAAGUAUGUGGAUUUGGACGAAUUCCUAUCAGAAAAUGGAGUUUCAAUGGAUGGGUUAGGAUCCCAUGGAUCCCUUAGUACCUUAAGUAAUACACAUCCCCUUCCUAAACGAGAACGUUCUCCUAGUCCCAGUGAUUGUAUGAGCCCGGACACCAUGAACCCUCCAUCACCUGCUGAUUCCAUUUUUUCUGAAGCGUUGUCAAUGGCCUCAAGUCGAGACUUCGAUCCACGGACAAGAGCAUUUUCAGAUGAGGAACUGAAGCCACAGCCCCUGAUAAAAAAAUCCAGAAAGCAGUUUGUUCCAGACGACCUCAAAGACGACAAAUACUGGGCGAGAAGGAGAAAGAACAAUCUCGCAGCAAAAAGGUCGAGAGACGCCCGACGAAUGAAAGAGAAUCAGAUCGCCCUCAGGGCUGGCUUCCUGGAGAAAGAGAACAUUGGACUUCGCCAAGAGCUUGAACGACUGAAGAAAGAAAACCUUUUACUGCAGAACAAAUUAUCAAAAUACGAAGACGUCUAAAACAGUGCAAGAGCCUAAGAAAAAUACGUAGAAAAUUUCAUUAAACCGCCCUGUAUGCAGGGCGGUGCUCCUUUAGAAGGCAACCAUACAUUUGUAUAUAAAAUGCAUACAAAAACGUAGUCAUUACGUAGUGCUAAGUAUAAAUUAUGUAGUAUAAGACGAGAAAUAUAACAUGCAGAAAGAAGGUCGAAGGCAGGGAAACUCAACAUUUAUUUGGAAAACUUUCGUUUUGAAGAUGUUCAUUAGGAUCGAAACUUGUGAUAUUAUGAUAUUGGUACUGGAUGUUCGGCUGAUAUUUCACUCGUUUGAAGUCCACGAAGUGACGUAUUUUUAAUCCUACCGAAAUCGAUAUCAUUUCCACAAAAACAUUUUUUUUUUCGUCAAAUAGUGACGAAAAAUGUCCCAUAUAAAUUUCACUGUUUGUUUUUAAGUAGCACAUUUACUAGGUACUAUUAGUUAAAGUAUCGUUUAAAAAUUUUUUCCCUCUUAUUCGACCUUCAAGUUUGACACUUCUGCUCUUGCAUCAGGCAGCAAAUCUGUUGAAAGUGUAGACUAAUUGUUGAUUGUUUUUAUGUUUAUAUAGUCUAUUUUGGUUGAAGUUUAUUUAGUAGAUUGUAAAUCGAAAUGAGUCGUAAAGAAUAGUAUUUUGCUCACACUUUAUAGGAUACAUACUCUUAAAUUUAAUCGAGUAAAAUUGGUUGAGCUUCAUACCGUCGAGGUCCUCUGCAGAUUGACUAUUAAACGGUUCGAAAGUAUAUUUUUACACGACAUUCUUGAAAAUCUACAACUGGUUCUUCUUCUUUCUAUCAAACUGCAGACAACGAUGGUUUGUUGCGACUUUAAAAGACCUAUCAUAGUGCUUCUCGUAAUGCUAUAGCCUUCACUCGAUGUUGAUCAUUUUCUUGAAUUCGAUAUUGAAUUGUUGUUUCUAAUUUUGUGUUUAAGCAAAAUGUUGUCUGAUAAACCUCCAACAAAACACUUGAAAGUGAUAUAUUUAUAUAAGAUGUUAUACAAAAUGUUACCAUUAUUUCUGACGAACAAGAAAUUGUCCAAUGUUCCAUCUUUUGCAGCAGAUUAACAUUUUACUGAUACUUAAAAAUUUAUAUACUGCCUUAUGUAAAAAUACGAAAGUUGAAUUUUUAUAAAUGUUGCCCGAAUGUCGAAUCUGCCGCAAAUGAUUUUUAUAAGAAAAAUUUUCUGAAUAUAUUUUCUAAUUAGGAGAAUACGUUAAUUCCAAUUGAUAUUAUUUUACGAUUUUUGUUUAGUUUUGAUGUCAACUCUAUGAAACGUGUGCUUCGUUAAAAGUUAAUAAUACAACAAAUAGACAAAUAGAUGUAUCAUGGAGUCUGUUGAGUUGUUGCAAGUACCUGCUUGCAAUAUGUUGAAUUGGAGUAGUACAAUCAGCAGGUACAGUGAGAAGGCGUUGAUACAAAAGAUGAAUUUGCUGUUGUGAGCAUUAUAUAAAUCAGAAUAA
Messenger RNA from Coccinella septempunctata (seven-spotted ladybird), 2663 nucleotides. It is a transcript of the gene Pdp1, whose product is annotated as hepatic leukemia factor. The coding region runs from base 326 to 1189 and encodes 287 amino acids. Lineage: Eukaryota; Metazoa; Arthropoda; Insecta; Coleoptera; Coccinellidae. Gene Ontology annotation, molecular function: DNA-binding transcription factor activity, RNA polymerase II-specific; RNA polymerase II cis-regulatory region sequence-specific DNA binding. Gene Ontology annotation, cellular component: nucleus. The record is from RefSeq and is a predicted model, not a curated record. Gene Ontology annotation, biological process: regulation of transcription by RNA polymerase II. The transcript is spliced from 5 exons.